Molecule: messenger RNA, 936 nt
Organism: Naegleria gruberi
Lineage: Eukaryota; Heterolobosea; Eutetramitea; Acrasida; Naegleriidae
Exons: 1
Coding region: 1-936 (311 amino acids)
Source: RefSeq, a predicted model, not a curated record
AUGAGAGUUUCCGAUCACACACUAAUCAAGGAAAAACAAGUUAAAAUUAUGGAAUAUUUCAUGUAUGGAUGUUGUUCUGCAGAACAGAAUUGCACAACAAAAUCAUUUACAUUGAUGGUGCACGGAAAUGGAUGUACUGGAUCACUUUUUAAACCACAUCAUGAAAUGGCAAUGAGGAAUGGAAUUUGUUUGAUUGCUCCAACGAUUCAAGGCUGGGGAUUGAGUUUAUCAUCAGAUGCAGUGACAGUUUCCGAGUUUGCAACAUUAAUGAAACAGCUCAUGAUUGAUGAAUUGAAAAUUGAAAAGUUUAAUGUCAUUGGGGUAUCCAUGGGAGGGCCUUAUGCAGGUGGUGUUGCAGCCUAUCUCAAUAAGCAUGUCCAUAAUGUCAACUUGUUUGUACCAUUUGGAAAGAGGGAUGAUGAGAAUGAGCCAUUUGGAAAUUUAACAAUGCUAAAUAGAAUUGCUUUUGAAAUGUUAAUGAGCCCACUCACUAAUGACUUGUUGGUUGAUUUAAUUUUAUUACCAUCACUCCUAGAAGACCCUACCAAAACCUUUGAGAGUAUGUAUCCUAAGGAGUUUGCAGAAGUUAAGGAUGCUCCUGAAGGUACACAAUUGAUUGAAGAAUUGAAAAGAUCCAUUCAGUGGACAAGAAUUGGGAUGAAGAGAUCAUCUGCAACUCUAUUGAAGGCUAGUUGGGGUAUCGAACUUGAUGAAAUUGCAAAAGUUUCUGGAAGAGUUACCAUCACAAUGGCAGAAUUGGAUUCAAUGAUUGCUCCCAACAAUCCCAAGCAUUACUUUAAGAAAAUCUCCCAGGCAGCAAUUAAUGCUGGUUUGGAUCAGGAUUCAAAAGUCAAAAUGGUUGUUCUGAAGGGAAGAACCCACUUUACUUCUGUCUUUCAUCUUGAAGAGGCCAUUAUUGAACUCAAUAAAAUCUAG